CUAGGAAACAAACUCUCACAAAUAGUGAUACACACAUGCACCGUUCGGCUCCAGCAUAACUCUGUAUCCGUGAGCUGUGAUUAUUCAAAUGGAGUCUGGACUUCCUGUCUGCCUCUCUGUCUUCAUCGGGAUAAUACUAAUCACAUCAACAGUUUCAUCACUUAAUCUUGAAGCAGAGUUGUUUCAAGAUUUGAUGAAAGACUAUAACAAAAAUGUCCGCCCCAUGGAGAACAGCGGAGAUGUUACCAAAGUGCACAUCAAGAUGACCCUGACAAAUCUCAUUUCUCUGAAUGAAAAAGAGGAGGCCUUAACGACAAGUGUGUGGAUAGAAAUGCAGUGGUGUGACUAUCGGCUGAGGUGGGACCAGAUGCCCAGGUCAGCUCUGUAUGGAAAUAUAACAUCUCCAUUAAGAGUGCCAUCUCAAAGCAUAUGGUUGCCCGACAUCAUCCUGGAAAACAAUGUGGAUGGGCAGUUUGAAGUGGCUCUAUACUGCAAUGCACUGGUCUCUCCUGAUGGUUGUGUCUACUGGCUACCUCCUGCUAUUUACCGUAGUGCAUGCACCAUCAUCGUCAACUACUUUCCUUUUGACUGGCAGAACUGCACUAUGGUGUUCCGUUCCCAGACGUACAGUGCAAACGAGAUUGAGAUUGUUCUGAAAGAAGAGGACAACUACACUUUAGAGUGGGUGGACAUCGACCCGGAGGCUUUUACAGAAAAUGGCGAGUGGGUGAUUAAACAUAGACCUGCAAAGAAGCUGAUCAACCCACAGUACACUAAAGAUGACCUGGAGUACCAAGAGGUGGUCUUCUUUCUCAUCAUUCAGAGAAAACCACUUUUCUAUAUCAUCAACAUCAUCGCUCCCUGUGUGCUUUUCUCCUCUCUCGGGCUGCUGGUUUACUAUUUACCAGCUAAAGCCGGGGGUCAGAAGUGCUUCAUGUCCAUUGCGACUCUCCUGGGACAAACUGUUUUCGUGUGCCUGAUCGCUAAAAAGGUUCCAGAGACGUCCCAAGCUGUCCCUCUUAUUGGAAAAUAUUUGAUGUUUGUGAUGUCAGUGACAACUACAGUAGUGAUGAACUGUGUGAUAGUCCUAAAUGUCUCCCAAAGAACCCCAAACACUCACAAAAUGACAGACAAAGUGCGAAAGAUCCUCCUCAACACUUUGCCUCGUCUAUUAAGGAUGCAGAUGCAGCCUUGGAUCCCAGAACAGGCUAUGAUUUCUGAAACGGGGAAUGGUCACGCAGCAGACAACAACAGUUCAUACAUGCCUCACUGUCGACGCCGCAGCUCAAUGACCCUCAUCUCUAAAGCAGAGGAAUACAUGCUCAAAACCUCACGCUCCGAACUCAUGUUUAAAAGACUGAAAGAGAGAAACGGGCUAAUGAAGUCAGUGCUGGACAAGUUGCAUAAUGGUCUUCAAGGGGGAACAGCUGAGCAUCUCUGUGCCAGCUUGGCAAAUGCUUCAGUGGAGCUGAGGCAGUGUGUAGGUUCCUGUAAGCACAUAGCAACGGCGGCAAAACAAAAGAAUGUAUUUCAGAAUGAGAAUGAAGAAUGGUUCCUUGUGGCCCGUGUGAUUGACAGGGCCUGUUUCAUAGUGAUGGCUCUAGUGUUUUGGAUUGGCACAGUGGCCAUUUUUCUCAUGGGACAUUUCAAUAGAGCACCCUCUUCACCUUUUCCUGGGGACCCAAAGACCUACCUCCCCCCAACAAGCAACCUGACAGAGAGUGACUUCAUGGCCUGAGAAGUGAUGCAUGGGAGAAACCAUGAGAGAAACUA
Messenger RNA from Periophthalmus magnuspinnatus, 1773 nucleotides. It is a transcript of the gene chrng, whose product is annotated as cholinergic receptor, nicotinic, gamma. Bases 89 to 1738 code for a protein of 549 amino acids. Lineage: Eukaryota; Metazoa; Chordata; Actinopteri; Gobiiformes; Gobiidae. Gene Ontology annotation, biological process: monoatomic ion transmembrane transport; signal transduction; nervous system process. Gene Ontology annotation, molecular function: acetylcholine-gated monoatomic cation-selective channel activity; transmembrane signaling receptor activity. The record is from RefSeq and is a predicted model, not a curated record. The transcript is spliced from 12 exons. Gene Ontology annotation, cellular component: synapse; neuron projection; postsynaptic membrane.